Messenger RNA from Clupea harengus (Atlantic herring), 1335 nucleotides. RefSeq names its product FIP1 like 1a (S. cerevisiae) (gene fip1l1a). The record is from RefSeq and is a predicted model, not a curated record. Bases 382 to 1335 code for a protein of 317 amino acids. The transcript is spliced from 11 exons. Gene Ontology annotation, cellular component: mRNA cleavage and polyadenylation specificity factor complex. NCBI's taxonomy places the organism in Eukaryota, Metazoa, Chordata, Actinopteri, Clupeiformes, Clupeidae.
AACCCAUAUUAAGAGUUGUAUAGUUUGGUUUAACUAAAAGUUCAAAAAGCAUUCAAUGUAGCGAGUUCUUGUCGCAGACUGCUUCUUGUGCUUCUCUGUAUCCCUCGAGACAGUUGCCAUGAUGACAAACUUCUGUGAACUUCCUGUGGUCCUAACCGUGGGGUUGUCCACUGUCGGGUGAAAGGUGAACAGUUUGUUCCAUAGAAACGUGUUUGAUCCCUGUUGACUACGUUGUCAUUUAACAGCUGGAAUCCGCUUGGAACAAGUGUACGGCUGUAAAUUCACAUCUUUCUAACUGUUUCAUACGAGCGAAACUGAGUGUUACACUUUUCAGCCACCUGUCAAUUCAUUUUUGCGGGGUUCAUAUAAUUGAACGGUAUAAUGUCCACGGAGGAGACGGAAAAAACAACUGAUGGUAGUGGUGCGGGAGACGAAGAAGAGUGGCUAUAUGGAGACGAAGAUGAAGAACAAAAGGACAGCUCAUUGCCUGGGGGACGGGAGAAUGAUGGGAAUGAUGUGGCCGAUCAGAGCGAAGAAGAAAGCGAGAGUGAUAGUGACGAUGAUGAUGUUUGUGUCACAAUUGGUGACAUCAAGACGGGGGGGACUGAAAGCACGUCCAGUGGAGCCCUAGCUGUGAAUUUCAACACAAAGACCUCAGGAUGGACACUUGGCUUAGGAACCACGAGGAAAGGUGUGGAUCUGAACGCUCAGGGGAGUGUGAAUGGAACUCCUCUGCUGGAGGUAGACGUGGAGUCCUUUGAUGAAAAGCCAUGGAAGAAACCAGGUGCGGACCUCACUGAUUACUUCAACUAUGGCUUUAACGAGGAGUCAUGGAAGAUCUACUGUGACAAACAGAGGAGGGUUCGCAUGAGUCUGGAGGUCAUGAGUUUAGGAUCAUCCAAAGCUCUGGGGCGAACAAGUUACCAUAGUGACCGCUCCCUCUCCAAGUCAGACAGCUUCUAUGAUUCGGCUUCCAGCUCAUCAAGGAAAUUGAGCAACUCCAUCAAUGUCAUCGGAGGACAGUCAGGAACCAUCAGCAGAGUAGAAGGGCGCAGAAGACACAAUGCGGAUGGAAGUCAAAUCCAGGUGAUCUCAGAGCCGUCCUCUGAUGGUGAGACCACGCCCACCAAGAUGCCUUUCUUCCCUCCGAACAUCCCCCCUCCCCCUCUAUCCCGCCUCUGCCGCGCGCUGACUCGGACAGGAAAUGAGAUCCAGAUGGAUCCUCUGGAGGAAGGUGAACCACACUGGAGCAGGGGAGCAGGGGAGGAGGGGAGGGGAGGGGGAGGGGGCCUGGAUGGAAGGCCUAACCAAAGCCAGGCGCCCUCCUCACAAUAA